ACAGAAGCGAGACAAGGCGAUUUGUUGUGGCUUUUGCGACGCGCUUAAUCAUUGCUGUUUACAAAACGUCUCUCCCGUUGACAAAAUCACUUACAAAUCAGCUGUUUUCCAUUCUUCCACAUGGUUUAGCACAGCACAAAGUGCAGAACAACAGCGCAAUCCCCAUCAUAAACUUACGCACAAGGCAGUAGUGGUCGCUACCAAAGAAGAUGUGUAAAUAUUUAGUGCUUGUUUUCGUUUGCUUGCUAAAGUUUGCCAUCGCGGACCAGUGCAAACGCGUCGGCGAUUGUGCGUGCGAAUUCUUCGACGGUACCGGCAUUAAUCUAAAACCGAUCAUAGAUAUUGGGGCCCAACCGUUGCACACAAAUGUAUCCAACGGGGAUGCCUACUACUUUAGCCCCUGCCAGGAUAUAUCCUACACGAUGGAUGACAACAAAACGAACGUAACCAACGUGGAUUGCAAGAAAGGAUACACGCUUUGCAAGUAUGAUGCGACAAACAAUACAUUGGUACGGUUAGGCGAGCUAAAGGAAACGCAGUUUACCUCUGACGAUGGGCUUUAUCUCACCUAUAUCAAACCGAACCAUAGUAUUACACAUGUAAAAUUGGUUUGUACAACCGAUAAGAAGUCGUUCUUUUACCCGGAUUCCAUCGCAAAUGUCACAACGCAUCUGUUGCUUUUCUCCCCGUACGCAUGUCCCGUCGUAAUGGAAGAUUUCAGCAAACCAAGCACCGGCACGGUACUGCUGAUAAUGCUAUUCGUCGUCCUUGUGUCGUACUUCGUCAUUGGAACAACGGUGAACGCGUUCUAUCUCGGGGCACGGGGAAUGGAGAUCGUACCACAUUUGGAUUUCUGGCGCGGAUUGCCCGGCCUUGUGCGGGACGGUGCCCAGUUUCUACAGAACGGCUGCAGGGUCACCAAUCGAACACCGGAUCCUGAUUCGUACGACGCCAUAUAAGAGAAACCCUCUUCCGUACCGAAACGCGAUUUCUUUCCCAGUGCUGUGUUUCUAACCGACUGAACGCUGCUACUUCUUUUCGUUACAGCAAAAGAUCAAACCAACCAUGGACAGACCGGGUCUCCGGAAUGCACAUCCCUGCGAUUUUGUGGUGUGUAUUAAGGGGAUUAGAAAAUGUCUUUAUUUAAACAGCUAAUGUGUGUUAUGAAUAAAUUCUAAAUUCAGCAGUACGCCCGCUAGUGAGUACUGCACGAAACUAA
Messenger RNA from Anopheles funestus (African malaria mosquito), 1219 nucleotides. RefSeq lists its product as uncharacterized. Gene Ontology annotation, cellular component: trans-Golgi network. Lineage: Eukaryota; Metazoa; Arthropoda; Insecta; Diptera; Culicidae. The coding region runs from base 210 to 959 and encodes 249 amino acids. The transcript has 5 exons. The record is from RefSeq and is a predicted model, not a curated record.